UGUCCUGAAGACUAUUUUCAAUGCAAUAAUUUGAAGCGUGUUCCUUUUUAUGUCCGGUGCGAUCAUAAGCCAGAUUGCCUUGAUGGUUCAGAUGAAGAAAUUGCUAUCGAUGUUCUAAACAAGGCGACUUGUAAUGCUAACGAAUACCAAUGCAGCCUUAGCGGUAAAUGUAUUCCUCGAGAUGCUAUGUGCAACAACAUUUAUGACUGCGACGACUGGACUGAUGAAUUAUAUUGUCAAUAUCGACCAUGCUCCGAUAAUCAGUUUACUUGCCAAAAUGGUGCAUGCAUCCCUUUAAAUAAAAGGUGCAAUGGCUACGAAAACUGUUUAGACGGUUCUGAUGAAUUACUAUGUGGUUAG
Messenger RNA from Trichoplax adhaerens, 360 nucleotides. RefSeq lists its product as uncharacterized. The record is from RefSeq and is a predicted model, not a curated record. Gene Ontology annotation, cellular component: plasma membrane. Gene Ontology annotation, molecular function: protein binding. The annotation marks the transcript as partial. NCBI's taxonomy places the organism in Eukaryota, Metazoa, Placozoa, Uniplacotomia, Trichoplacea, Trichoplacidae. The transcript is spliced from 3 exons.